Molecule: messenger RNA, 1873 nt
Organism: Pseudonaja textilis
Lineage: Eukaryota; Metazoa; Chordata; Lepidosauria; Squamata; Elapidae
Gene: NOPCHAP1
Product: NOP protein chaperone 1
Biological process (GO): box C/D snoRNP assembly
Molecular function (GO): box C/D methylation guide snoRNP complex binding
Source: RefSeq, a predicted model, not a curated record
UCCUCUUGGAGGCGGGGCGCUUUGCUAACAGCGAGCAAGGCUCAUAUUGGGCUGAAUGGCGCAGAGCAAUGGCAACGCCGGUCCGGAGAUAUCUCGGGUGCUUCUUUCCGUGGGAGGCGGAGGAGGUAUCAGCGAAACACUUUUGCUUGGUCCAAAAUAUACUAAAAAGAAAGGCACAACCUUACAGACAACCAGGCUGCCCAGGAGCAACAUUUUGGAUAAGGUGCAGAAUUUUCUACCCCAGAUGGCUAGUGCAAAUAAUCAGCUGAGAAGAGAAAUGGACAGCAAACCUAGCCAAGAGUUUGACAUUGAACAUGUAGAACCUUCGAUGGAAAAAAUAAUUGAAAUGAAUGUGGCCUUAGUAGAACUGAAUGACUGUGAUACAACAGAAUCAGAAGAUGAUUCAGAAUGCGAGGAGACCUCUACCUGUGAAGAAGUUACUGAAGAAAAUAUUAAGUUUCCCUUGUCAAAAAGAGAAGGACGGAUAGAAAUGUUGGACAGUAAAAACUGAGGAGGUGAAUUAGCCUUAUUUUCCUGCUAUUUCAAUAUCUACAUGUAAUCCUCAUGUUCAUUGUGCUGUGUACUAAUAAUCUUGUGUACUUGAUAUGUGGAGAGGUGUAAAAAAAAUCUGUUGUAGGUCUGCUAUCAAGUCAGAUGAAAUUAAGGAUUUCAUUAUAAAAUUGAGGGGAAAGCAGAAAGAAUUGGACCAGACAGAAACAAAAGCAUCAAUAGCUAUGAACUAUCUUUAAUUUAAUCUGUAAUAACAUUACUUAUCAAUACCAACUCUUGGGUUACAUAGAGACCAAUGAAAAUAUCUUUGGGAAACAGAUCAUUUACUCUAGAUUGUUUCAAUUACAAAGUAUUUGGGCUGGUGACCCACUAUUAUAUGUUAAUAGUAAUGGCCUUCCAAAUGAAUUAUAUUCCCAACUCCCAGGUCUGGUUGGGAUUCAAGCUCACUUGUUUGUGACAAAGGUUACUCACCUUGCAUGAACUGUCCUUUAAGGUCAAGGUGAAAGAAUUGUGUUAGACGGAGAUAUUUUUGUUGAUAAGCAGCCUUCAUAAGGGAGAAUGAGGAAUGCCAUUGGGAAUCCAGUAUAUUUGGGGGGUCCAAAAUAUGCUACAAAUCAAAUUGGGAGUUUAUAAUCCCAGCCAGUUUGAGAUCACGUUACAUCUUUGAAAUUAAAAUAUACCUUGUAUUCUCAUAAAGAUUAUUUAAAUAGAAUAAAAAAGAAUUUUUAAGGUGCACCGCAUUUGCUUUAUACUGUAAAAGGCAUCAACUUGGCAAGAUAAUGCCAAUUUGAACUGAUGUUAGUUUUAUUCUUAUGGACAAUUUGUUAUGAUUAUGCAUUUUUACUGGAGCAUACACUGAAUAAGAUCUUAUUUCUGAAUAAAUAUUUGAGCUGUUAUUGCUUACUGAAAAUGGGGUUGGAUACAAAUCAGGAAUGUUUGACAUAAAAAGUCAAAUUGGCUGAACAUUCUGAAAAAAUUGGCUGAACAUUAGCAAUAAUUAAUAGCCCUAUACAGUACAUGGUAGAUUAUGGUCCAUAACCUUCAGGGAACAGGACCAUCAUGCAGUGUAUUGAUUUGAGUUGAUAAUAAUUGUAAUACAUAAAUAUAAAUAAAAUUUAGGUGUCCUUGCACAACCCACCAAAAUUUUCUAUUUAUUUUCCAUAGUACCGGUAUAUUCCUGGAAAGCUCACACACAAGGUACAAACGCAAAAUAUCUUUCUGUUUAGAUAGAGCAACUAUCUGUUUUGAGAUGAACAUUACCGUAGUCUUACCUUUCUGUUCACUGUAUUUAAUACCACAAUGUUGUACAUUGUUUUCAAUUAAUAUUUUGCAAUUGCAAGUAGUAAAUACAUUCAAAACCUGG